Dendronephthya gigantea is the source of this 927-nucleotide messenger RNA. RefSeq lists its product as uncharacterized. The record is from RefSeq and is a predicted model, not a curated record. The transcript has 7 exons. The coding region runs from base 284 to 907 and encodes 207 amino acids. NCBI's taxonomy places the organism in Eukaryota, Metazoa, Cnidaria, Anthozoa, Malacalcyonacea, Nephtheidae.
CAAUCUAAAAAGCAAGGUAUGUUGUCAUAAGAUAGUCCUGUGUACAUUAAGUGCACCUAAUGACCUUGAUUGUGAACCCAUAUGAAAAGAAAGUGAUCAUGCAACACUUUGCAAUAAAUUGAAAUCCCCUAAGAAUAAAGAACAUACCUGUUUUACAUUUUUAUUUUUAAUACGAAUCUGUAUACACUGUUUAAUGUACCAUCUGUCACACAGGAUGUUUCAGCAUUUCUGAAGAGCAUGUCAGAUAAAACAUCAAGCACAUCAAUGAUGUUUGCUGUUCAGGAUGACUACUAUAACAGACAUAAAAAAACGAAACGAGGAGAAAUGCAAGAUGGCCAAAGGUUGGAAAAUUCCAAUUGCAGCGAUAAAACCAGAAGCACUGCACAUAAUUAAUGAUAAAUUCAAUCUUGAAUGGCCAAUUCAUGAAAGUGAAGAUUCUGGGGAUAAUGCAACAUCUGAUCAGGCAAUAACUGAAGAAGAAGAGGAGGAAUUAAAUAAUGUAGAAGAAAGGCUGAUUAAUCUAGGAAAAGAUUUUGUAAACACCUUGUGUGGUAGCACCAAUGAAUCAGAAAGAAAAAAUGAGCCUGCCCCUUCCUUCUUAUCACCAAACACAGCAAAAUGGUGGACAACACUAACACCAAAUAGAAAAGAAGUAUUUCAAAAGGGUGUCCAAGCUGGGAUAAACUUUCGACCUUUGAAGAAGAGACAGACCCUGACCCAAAAAUUACAAAAGAUAAGGCCAAGAAAUGGCUAUUUGCAGAGGGGACAGUCGGAGUCCAAACAAGAAAAGGGAAUGUGUAAAGUUAACAGCACUACCAAUGGAAGAAGAACCAUGGCAGUGCAACGAUUGCGCAUAAAAAACUUUAUUUGUAUAUUUAAACUGACAGUGCCAGAUGAUUUCUGGUAGUUUCGUACUCUUGUCAUUCA